GUGGAGGGAAUUUUAAGGACUAAUUUAAGCGCUAAAUUUUGGAGGAUCAAGCGAUCAAAAGAGCUCGUCCAAGAUGAUGUCCACAAGCCAUGUAGUGUCUCACCCGAGAAUUUAUGAAGGAACAAGAGGACAAAUUCAACUCAUCUUUGGACCUAUGUUUUCUGGGAAAACUACGGAACUAAUGAGGAGAAUGAAGCGAUAUCAAAUUGCCAACUACAAAUGUCUGGUAGUCAAAUACUCAAAGGAUGACCGAUAUGACAAAGAAGGAAUUGCUACACAUGACAGACAAACGCUGGCAGCUAUUCCAGCAGAUGUGCUUGACCAAGUGAAAUCACAAGCAGAAAACUUUGAUGUCAUCGGCAUUGAUGAAGGACAAUUUUUUAAAGAUGUUGUGGAAUUCUGUGAUGAAAUGGCAGAGCGCGGUAAAACUGUGAUCGUGGCAGCAUUAGACGGAACUUUUCAGAAGAAGGGAUUUGGUGAUAUUUUGAACCUGGUGCCUCUAGCAGAGAGUGUGAUAAAACUGACGGCUGUGUGCAUGAGUUGUAACCAUGAGGGAUCUUUCACCAAACGAAAAGGAACAGAAACAGCGCUUGAAAACUUACAGGUUGAGGUUAUUGGAGGAGCAGAGAUGUACCUGGCUGUUUGUAGGAGGUGCUUCUACUCCCCCGCCAAAUCCUCCCCCACAAAGAACAACAAAACCCCCACCAUACUACCGGCGAAGGAGGAGAAGACAAUAGCCAACCGAAAGCUGUUCCAGUCACCCUCCAAACAAAAGUGUUGAUAAUCCAGAUAUCCAGACUGUUUGAAAAUUUGCUCUCAGUGGGUAGAGGGCUUUUGCAUUUAAUACAAGCAAUAAUUAGACUGUUUUAUUUAGGUUUGUGCUGUGCUUAGACAGAGAGGUUGAUUCAUAUUAACAGAAGAGAAUAUGCAUAAAUAUUGAAGUGAAUAAGAGUAAUGAAAUUUCAAUUUACCGGCUUGUGCCAUGAAGAUUUAAAUAAAAUGUGCUUCAAACUCUGUGGUCUCUGUAAGUCUUACUAAGAAAGGGUGCAGAACUGUUAUUUGAUAAAUUCAUCUCUUGAUGUCAUUUCCUGCAGAAUACUUUCCUAUUAUUAGGUUACUGGUACUCAUUAACUCUACAAUUAUUCUGUUCUUGGUCCCAUUUAAUGGAAAGCUAAUGUUAAAUUUCUAGUACAAAGCAAGCCCUGACUUGAGUCAUUCAAACACUUCCUCUAAUUCUGCAACAAUAAUAUCAGUUUUAUUUUAAUCAUUUUUAAUGUAAAAUGGAUAUUAAAGGAAAUGUUUCAAGAGUGUGCUGCAAUUUCUGUUGUAUGAACUUGUAUCAUACAUGUAUUUUUGUACUGAGUGCACAAGUAGAAUGUGUCUGAAAUCCAAUGAAUUUACAUGUUAGUUCUACGUCUUUGUAUAGUAAUGAUAUACAUUUGUUUGUAAACCCUUAUAAUUAAAUGUUCGAAGAUUUUAAAUUAUAAUGUAGAAAAACAACUGUGUAUCAAAGUCUGUUAAUAUAUUUAUGAAAGAAAAAACCUGUACAGAUUUUUUUUUUAACUGAAUCAAUCUUAUUGCCAUAAAUGUAAUUUUAUAUUUGGGAUGAAUGUAACUUUAAUUUUAUGAAUGAAUUUACUAUUGGGAAAUAUUUUAUAAUGGAAAUUUGAAGAUGAGAAAAUCAUUUGAUGAAUGAGUCUUAUUAGUGAGCUUGUUAUUGUAGUUUCUAUAGUGCUGUAUCACUGCUGAUAGUCUGCAUGUACGUUUGGCUGUAUUUUGUUUUAUGAAGUCUUGAUCUCACAUAAUUGAGAUAUUUUUACCUGUACUCAUCUCAUGCAAUUUUAUAAAUGUAUCAUUCAAAAUCAUCACAUGCAAUUUUAUGAAUGUAUCAUUCAGCAUUAAAUAUAUGUCAUUCAUAA
Molecule: messenger RNA, 1919 nt
Organism: Magallana angulata
Lineage: Eukaryota; Metazoa; Mollusca; Bivalvia; Ostreida; Ostreidae
Product: thymidine kinase, cytosolic-like
Exons: 7
Coding region: 74-781 (235 amino acids)
Biological process (GO): thymidine metabolic process
Molecular function (GO): ATP binding; thymidine kinase activity
Source: RefSeq, a predicted model, not a curated record